This is a messenger RNA of Pyrus x bretschneideri (Chinese white pear), 1648 nucleotides long. RefSeq names its product SH3 domain-containing protein 2-like. Lineage: Eukaryota; Viridiplantae; Streptophyta; Magnoliopsida; Rosales; Rosaceae. Bases 214 to 1308 code for a protein of 364 amino acids. Gene Ontology annotation, molecular function: protein binding. The transcript has 11 exons. The record is from RefSeq and is a predicted model, not a curated record.
AUACAAAAAGGAAUGAAAUAGUGAAGAGGAGUGGGAGACUAACGUUUAAUUCAAGAUAAAGAAAGAAAGAAAGGUAAUCGCGUUUCCAAAAACAAAAAAAGAAAGAAAGGUAAUCGCACCACGACGGCGGCGACGUGGCGGUCAUUUAACGGAAAAUAACAGACAAAUCAGCCUCCAGAUCAAGUCUUACUGCUGAGCUCCGACCAACCGUUGAUGGAGGCAAUCAGGAAGCUCAGAGAUCAGGUCGCCAAGCAACAGCAGGCUGUGUUCAAACAAUUUUCUGGUGGCAUAUAUGGGGGAUCGGAUAAUGUUGCCUCGGAUGAAAAUGAAUUUCAACAGCAUCAGAAACUCGAGAAGCUGUACAUAUCAACUCGUGCUGCCAAGCAUUACCAAAAGGAAAUUGUCCGCGGAGUGGAAGGUUACAUUGUGGCCGGUUCAAAGCACGUUGAAAUAGGUACCAAGCUUUCUGAAGAUAGCAGGAAAUAUGGUUCUGAAAAGACUUGCACCAGUGGUAACACACUGGCGAGAGCUGCACUGAGUUUUGGAAGAGCUCGGGCCCAAAUGGAAAGAGAGUGCGGAGUUCUACUUAAAGCCCUUGGCACACAGGUUGCAGAGCCUUUAAGAGCAAUGAUAGUGGGAGCGCCCUUGGAGGAUGCUAGACAUCUUGCUCAACGAUAUGCUAGAAUGCGGCAAGAAGCUGAAGCUCAGGCUAUAGAUGUUUCCAGACGCCAGGCCAAAGUACGGGAUUCUGCAGCUAAUGCUGAUAUUAUCAUGAAACUAGAAGCUGCUGAAGCCAAGCUUCAGGAGCUGCAGUCUAGCGUUGCAAUAUUGGGAAAAGAAGCUAGUGCAGCUAUGGCUGCUAUUGAAGGUCAACAACAAAGAUUGACUCUUCAGCGGCUUCUUGCGAUGGUGGAAGCAGAGCGCAACUAUCAUCAGAACGUACUUCAGAUACUUGAUCAGCUUGAAGGCGAGAUUUUGUCAGAAAAGCAGCGAAUUGAAGCAUCACCUAGUCCGCCUACAGAGGACACUAUGCCUCCGCCACCAUCGUAUGAGGAUCUCAGCCGUAGCUUUGCUUCUGAAACGUAUGAUGAAUUGACAGAAUUGAGGGACUAUUUCUUAGGAGAGGUUAUGUACACCUUCCACGCUGUAACCGAUGUGGAGUUAAGUUUGUCAUUCGGGGAUUAUGUCGUUGUCCGGAAGGUAUCAAACAAUGGCUGGGCUGAGGGUGAAUGCAAGGGAAAAGCCGGUUGGUUCCCCUUUAAUUACGUUGAAAAGCGGGAGCGUGCGCUUGCUAGCAAGUUGGCUUAGCGUCAUCCUCAAGAAAGAUGCGAUGCAUACACAUGGAAGGGCUAAUACUUUGUAUAUCCGCUAUAGUCCAACCCAAUGUCGUCUUGGGCUCUCUCAGCACCCUCAAAAGCUUUUCUUCUUCCACCUUAGUCAACUUAGAAUCAAUAAUAACGGGUAAUGUUUCCGACUCACCAAGGUAGGCAUACUUCAAGUGCUCGGGUAGUUGCUUGAGUUCCUCAAAGGGAGAAGUUCCUCGAAAAGCUGGCGACCUCGGACAUGAUUACCUGGAACUUGUUGCACACUUUUAACCUCAACAAUCGCUGGUAGUGCGUUAAGUGCAGCUUGCAUUUCAUUAAGUUCA